Molecule: messenger RNA, 3866 nt
Organism: Chroicocephalus ridibundus (black-headed gull)
Lineage: Eukaryota; Metazoa; Chordata; Aves; Charadriiformes; Laridae
Product: guanylate-binding protein 1-like
Exons: 12
Coding region: 917-3091 (724 amino acids)
Molecular function (GO): GTP binding; GTPase activity
Source: RefSeq, a predicted model, not a curated record
GGCAAGGAUGGAAAACCCAGACUCGAGAUGGGGUUAGUAGAAAUAGGAGGAGAAGGCCAUGCCUCCGUUUCCCCCAAGGCUGGAGCAAGAGGUGCAGAGGGACGCACCAGUCCUCCAGGGUGGAUAACACCCAGCCCUCUUUGAGUCUCUUUUACAGCUGCUAUUUGGUCACGAGGCAACACGUACUCAUAUUGUUUAUCUUUUGUGUUCAUCAGGAGCAGUCCCUUAUUUUCUUUAACAGCCAUUUUCUUUCAGUCGGGACGGACAAACGACAAGACUCUCCUUGAAGAGUUAAGUUAAGCUCAGUCUUUAUUACAAACUUGGCUUUCUUAUAUAUAUAAUCUUUUGUUCACGCUCCGUUCACGCGUUCUUUCUACGCAUUCAAUUGGUUAGGUGACAUAGCACACGCGCUCGUAGCUACAAUACGAUUGGUUAUUGAAAUCCUGUUCACAUUGCUCAAAAUCUGGCUUUCUCACAGCCUAACUCUCGUUGUUCUCUCAAGCAAUCUUCUUCUUUCUCCUUUUUGUUACAUUGUCCUUAUAUGAUGCAACUGGCGGCCUUCUUAUGGGUACACUGCAAUCUCUAUCUCUUCUGUCAAGGGGUCUACGGACCCGCCAUAUCCCCCAACAUUGGUCAAUUUUUGGUCACCUGUCCUGAUGGGGAAUCCAAAGGGAAACCUCUUCCUGUAUCUCCCCACCCUUCCCCACUAGAUAAGGCCACACUCAGCAGGAAAAAGCGGUGGGGUCGCGGAAGAAGGGGGUCGGGGGAUGUCUCCCAAGGUGGGUGCAGCUCUGAAACGGCCCGGGCAGCUGGGAGGAGGUGAGGGUUUUCCGUUGCAUUGUUUGUUUUUCGUUGUUGUUCCUUCACUUAUUAAACCAUCUCUGUCUUGCCUGCUCGGAGUGUUUGUUCUGAGCUGAUGGCUUUCACUUUCGCCUCUGACUCACUUCCUUUCCCGGAAGAGGGGGGAGGUGCAGGCCCAGGGCACAGGACAAAGGCGGGCAGGAGCCAGGCUGCAGCAAAGCUCUUGCAGCCCAGGGCAGGCGACGAAGACGACGGAAUAGGAGGGGAGGUGCAGGCCCAGGGCACAGGACAAAGGCGGGCAGGAGCCAGGCUGCAGCAAAGCUCUUGCAGCCCAGGGCAGGCGACAAGACGACGUCUCCUCUCCAGGCUGUGUUUGCUGUCAGCGAUGGCAUCUGAAAUCCACGUGCCGGAGCCCGUGUGCCUCAUUGAGAACACGCAGACGAAGGGGCUGGUGGUCCAGCAGGAGGCCCUGCAGGUGCUGUCAGGGAUCACCCAGCCCGUGGUGGUGGUGGCCAUCACAGGGCUGUACCGCACUGGCAAGUCCUACCUCAUGAACAGGCUGGCUUGUCAGAGGAAAGGUUUCUCCUUGGGCAGUGGUGUGCAGUCCCACACCAGGGGUAUCUGGAUGUGGUGUGUACCUCACCCGUGCAAGCCUGGACACACUCUGGUGCUGCUGGACACGGAAGGGCUGGGUGAUGUGGAGAAGGGUGACAUGAAGAACGACAUGUGGAUCUUUGUGCUAACCAUGCUGCUCUCCAGCACCCUGAUCUACAACAGCAAAGGCACCAUUGACCAGCAAGCCGUGGACCAGCUGCACUAUGUGAUGAAGCUGACUGAGCAGGUCAAGUUGAAAGCAGCACCCGAGCAGAGCGAAGAUGAACUGGAGGAUUCAGAAAACGUUGCCCCCAUCUUCCCGACUUUUGUGUGGACGGUCCGGGACUUCACACUGCAGCUGGAGGUGGAUGGGAAGGAAAUCUCUGAGGAUGAAUACUUGGAGAAUGCUCUCAAGUUAAAGGCUGGUAGCAGCCCAGAGACCCAACGCUACAACCAGCCCCGGGAAUGCAUCUGCCGGUUCUUUCGGGAUCGCAAGUGCUUUGUUUUUUACCAGCCGGCCCACAGGAGGGACCUGGUUCGCUUGGAGGAGCUUCAGGACGAUGAGAUCGAUUGUGAAUUCCGGGAGCAGGUGGAGAAAUUCUGCAGCCACAUCUGGGAAAAGUCUCCGCCUAAGACCAUCCCUUGCGGCCGCACCAUAACAGGGACCCUGCUGGGGAAACUGGCAGAGAGCUACGUGGAGACCAUCCGGAGCGGGGCAGUGCCGUGCCUGGAGAGCGCGGUGCUCGCCCUGGCAAAGACUGUAAAUGCAGCGGCAGUGAAAGAGGCUGUGACGUUGUACCAGGACCUGAUGGAGCGGCGAGUGAAGCUGCCGACGGAGACGGUUCAGGAGCUGCUGGAUCUGCACACCCAGUGCGAGCGGGAGACGCUGGAGCUGUUCCAGAAACAGGCGUUCGAGGAGGAGAUCUGCUCUUUCCUGGCAGAUCUUACAUGCCAGGUGGAGGCAAUCAAGGACAAGUUCUGCAGGGACAACGAGCAGGCGUCCCGUGAGAAGUGCGAGGCCGCGCUCAGGGACCUCUUCCAGGACUUGGACAGAAAAAUCACCGAUGGUGUCUACAAUGUGCCGGGGGGUCACCAGCUGUUCGAAGGAGACCAGCAGGCGCUGUUGGAGAAAUAUGGGGAACUGCCUGGCAAGGGGGUGAUGGCUGAUGCCGUCCUGCAGGAGUUCCUCCAACGCAGAGAGGCUCUGGACAAGAACAUCCUCAACAUAGACCUCGCCCUGGAAAAGAAGGACAAGGAGCUGAAAGAUGUGCAACAGCAGUAUGAGAAGGCUCAGCAGGAGUGGGAUGCCCGGUGGAAGCAGGAGGCUGAAGACAAGCAGAAGUUGCAGGACAAGUUGCACAGCACUGAAGAAGAGGUGGCUCGUCUGAGAAAGAAGCUGGAGGAUCAGCCUAAGAAGCGGCGGGAGGAGCACCCAAAGACCAGCAAACGUAAAUCGAAGGAAGAGAGCGGCUGUUCCAAUGGUGGCUUCGGUGGGAGUGGUGGCCCCUUUGGACGGGGUCCGGGACCCUUUGGUGGUAACGGAGGCCCCUUUGGAUGGGGUUCGGGGCACUCUGGAGGCUCUGGACAGGAGCAGGGAUAUGGCAAUAAUAACUGCAACUGGUGGAAAUUCUUCAAGCGACUAUUGAGGUGUUUUUCUUAUGUGUUUACGCUGAUUAUGGCAUUCCGCUGGAGGUAACCAUGAAGAUUUUCUUUAAAACCCCUCUAGUAACAAGGGAAGAGAGGUGUGUAGUGUCCCCACGUAGAAAUCUGUUAGAAUUUUUAAAGCUUUUCCUGCAAUAUGCUUGCCACGGAGUGCAGAAGUGACCGCCCUGUCUGCUUGUACCGCUCUAUCUGCUAUGUUCAUGUAUGUCUCCUCCGGGAGAAGAUGUUCUCCUCUUCCUUCCCAGAGCACCUGGUCUCUCACUCCAUCUGAAGGCACAGGGAACAUCUAAAGCCGGGGUGGCCCGGGGCACAGAAAGUCCAACAGACAGGUCUGGGAGCAUUUUGCCCGUCUCAGAACACGUCACGGAGGAACGUAGCACACCUCGUGUAGAGACCUCCUCACCAGGGCUACGGGAAACAUGACCAGCGAGGUUUAUGCCCGCUGGCUGAUAUCCUAGGGUCGCACUUUCUGCAGCUGCGGGAAGUAGCACGGAGGUUGUGAGUAAACCAGGAAUCCACGUGGUGAGCGCGACCUGGUUUGCUUGGCGUCAGUCCCAGGCAGAGUGACCCAGAAGGAGUGAGCCCGCGAUCCAGGGAGCGGCAGGUGAAAGGCAUCCUCUGCAAUGGAGCUUUUCCCACCCAAGGCUCUUCUCACUUUGAAGCCGUGAGGAAGUUCUGCCUGCCGUGAUGUCCUGCUCUCUACUCGCUCACCCCCUCUUCCCUCUCUUCACACCAGGAGAUCCCCAAGUGCCCCUUCCCUGUUUGCACAGGCAGCUUUUGCUUCACCUAUUAAACUGUCUUUAUCUCGA